This is a messenger RNA of Hemicordylus capensis (graceful crag lizard), 10730 nucleotides long. It is a transcript of the gene PIGA, whose product is annotated as phosphatidylinositol glycan anchor biosynthesis class A. Gene Ontology annotation, cellular component: glycosylphosphatidylinositol-N-acetylglucosaminyltransferase (GPI-GnT) complex. Gene Ontology annotation, biological process: GPI anchor biosynthetic process. The coding region runs from base 487 to 1935 and encodes 482 amino acids. Gene Ontology annotation, molecular function: phosphatidylinositol N-acetylglucosaminyltransferase activity. NCBI's taxonomy places the organism in Eukaryota, Metazoa, Chordata, Lepidosauria, Squamata, Cordylidae. The transcript has 6 exons. The record is from RefSeq and is a predicted model, not a curated record.
GGGAGGUUGGGGCCGGCGGGCGGGACCCGGCGUCGGGGCUGUGGCGAGAGUAUUCCGGACGGGUCCCCGGGAGGGUCAUCUCGCGUUUCGUCCCCGAGGGCGCCCUCCUGGCGGCCGUCUCGCAGGCGGCUGUCUUGUGGGGAGGCGAGGCUUGGCGGGCCCUCCUGCCCGGAGGUCCCUGGUGCGGGGGACCGGGACGCGGGAUGGGGUGGCUGUGCAAGUUACAUAGGCAGCUGCCUUGCACCGAGUCGGUCCCCCUGGCUGGGGAUUGCCUACUCUGGCUGGCAGCAGCUCUCCAGGGUUUUCAGAGGGAGUUUCCUGGAGAUGUUGGGGAUUGAGCCAGCUUCUCUUCCAGCGAGCUACAGUCCAUCCCUCUAGCUGCAGCGGGGUGGGUGAACUUUUCAUGCAGGGGCCCAGCUCUUGGUUGUGAAUGGAGUCCCUUCUUCACCUUGGAUGGCUGCCUCAUAGACUGACUGUUUACCUGCUAUGGCCUGUAGAAGAGGAGGCAAUCACAGGAAGUCUCUCUGUCCCACCUCCACUGUGAACUGCCGUAAACCUCUACCAUGUGCGAAUCAAGCUCAUAGCAUCUGCAUGGUGUCUGACUUUUUUUAUCCAAACAUGGGAGGUGUGGAAAGCCACAUCUACCAACUGUCGCAGUGCCUGAUUGAAAGAGGACACAAAGUGAUCAUUGUCACCCAUGCGUAUGAAGACCGCAAAGGCAUUCGGUACCUCACCAACGGACUGAAAGUCUAUUAUUUACCCCUGAGAGUCAUGUACAAUCAGUCGACAGCAACAACUCUCUUCCACAGUCUGCCGCUGCUCAGGUAUAUCUUUGUGCGGGAGAGAGUCACCAUUGUCCAUGCGCACAGCUCCUUUUCUGCCAUAGCCCACGAUGCCCUCUUCCAUGCCAAGACCAUGUGGCUACGGACGGUGUUCACAGACCACUCCCUUUUUGGAUUUGCUGAUGUCAGUUCGGUGCUUACAAACAAACUCCUGACUGUGUCCCUGUGUGAUACGAGUCACAUCAUUUGUGUUUCUUACACCAGCAAGGAGAAUACUGUGUUGCGGGCGGCACUGAAUCCUGAGAUUGUGUCUGUCAUCCCGAAUGCCGUCGAUCCCACAGACUUCACUCCCGAUACAUCUAGACAGGACAACAGCACAGUAACUAUUGUUGUGGUCAGUAGGCUUGUAUAUAGAAAAGGCAUAGAUUUGCUUGGCGGUAUAAUUCCUGAGCUUUGUCAGAAGUAUCCAGAUCUGCACUUCUUAGUUGGAGGAGAAGGGCCAAAGCGACUUUUAUUGGAAGAGGUGCGGGAAAGAUACCAACUGCAUGACAGAGUCCGUCUCUUGGGAGCAUUAGAACAUCAGGAUGUUAGAAACGUCUUGGUCCAGGGACAGAUUUUUCUCAAUACCUCCCUUACAGAAGCCUUCUGCAUGGCAAUUGUGGAAGCUGCUAGUUGUGGUUUACAGGUGGUGAGCACAAGAGUUGGUGGGAUUCCUGAGGUGCUGCCAGAGAAUCUUAUAAUCUUGUGUGAACCUUCAGUGAAAUCUCUGUGUGAUGGAUUGGAAAAAGCUAUAAGCCAGCUCAAGUCAGGAUCCGUGCUGUCUCCAGAAACAAUACACAGCCAAGUUAAAACUUUCUAUACAUGGAGAGAUGUUGCAGAGAGAACCGAAAAGGUGUAUGACAGAGUAGCCGGUGGAACUGUACUGCCCAUGGGCAGCCGGCUUGACCGACUGCUCUCCCACUGUGGUCCGGUGACGGGCUGCAUUUUUGCUGUCUUGGCUGUGCUGAGCUACCUUCUCCUGAUGUUCCUGAGGUGGUUGACACCAGAUGACCUUAUCGAUGUUGCCAUAGACGCGACGGGUCCAAAUAGAGCAUGGACUCAACAGGAUUUCCCCAGUAAAAACAAAAAGCGAAAGAUGAUGUCACACUCUUAAUGGUGCCAGAACCUGGAAGAUGGGCCUUCGUUCUCCCACACAUUUCGUGUUGGCUGUUUUUAGACUUGCUUCUUCACAAGGAGCCAUUGAUGAGCAGUUAUUGGAAAGCGCUCCUUAAUGGCUGGAAAGGCAUGUGGUAAGAUGUGCUACCUCAAAUCGGGACAGGCUAACAUGGCGCAGGGCUGACGUGCUUGCCAAGAUCUGCAGCCGUAGUGGUUCACUAGGAUUUCAGCUCUGUUCUGUGUAGAGAGAGAUGCAUCAGAAUAGCAUCAGUGACUGAAAAAUAAUGGGAGGAAGUAAGGGCAAAAUCAGGUGAGGGGAUUGGUUUGUUGUUUCCCUCUUUUUGCUGUGGUAGGGGUUCUCGGCCUUGGGUCCCCACCAGGUGGUCAUGGGCCCCUCCUCUCCAGCCACGAUAGCCAAAGAUGCUCACAACAUCUAGGGUUCCAAGCCCGAGAACCCCUUCCUUGCAGCACAUUGGUUUUCUAUCACCCUUCCGGGGGGAAACAAAACAAUGUAUUUCUCUUGCAGCAUAAUAUUACAUGUGAUCAGAGUUGUAAGCCUGAAUCUUGGGUCUGCUUGUGCUACUACAAUUUUCUUCAUGUCAAGGAGGGAAGUUCUAGGAAUGGCUGCUCCACACACUUGUAAGGCUGGGAGGGUCUUGCGCAAGGACACAGAUGAGAUCCAUGCCUCAGAGUUUCAAAGACCUCCUGUGCAUUUGUGCCUCUGUUCUCAUGUGAAAAUAUCCCUACAUCAAAAUGUGUCCUUUGAAAGCUGCUGCUUCUUGCUGGUUUCAAGUCCACUUGUUUUUGCUUCGUUUUGCUGGGCUUCUUUUAAAAAAUAUCCCAGGUUAGAAAAUGGAGACACGGAUUGGCCGUGGGGGCUCUUGGUGCCGGUGCUUUAAGCUACUGUUUGUUUGCGGGAGCUGCUCUUUGUCUGCUGACCUAUAUAAAGAGUCUGCACAAGUUAAAUCAGCUGUCUGCAUGAGAAGGUUAGCAUUGCUUGUGCCAGUGUGGUUGCAUAAUUACUGGUGAAAGCAAUCUUCGCAGCAGUUCUUAGCUUUCACCUUGAUCAGUAAGUCUGGCCAAAUCUAGGUUCAGCUGUCUUUUUGGACGGGAUUGCUACUUCUGCUCUAUGGAGGGGAUACCAAGCACUGAGGAAGCAGGUGCUUCUACCAUCUGGGGGAAAGUGGAUUUGUUUUAAAGCAGGCGUUCGAAACCUUGGGUUCCCAGAUGUUGGGCUACAGUUCCCAUUGUCCUCGGCCACAAUGGCCAAAGGCCAUGAUGGGAAUUGUAAUCCAACAACCUCAUGGGAACAGUGUUCCCUCUAACAGGGAUUCCCAGUUGGUGUUGACUACAGUUCCCAGAAUCCUCAGCUGCAGUGGCUUUUGCUUGGGGAUUAUGGGAGUUGUAGUCAACACCAACUGGGAAUCCCUGUUGGAGGGAACACUGCAGGGGACCCCAAGUUAGGAACUCCUCUCCAAGGAAAUGCAGCACUCUCUUUUGGUGGGGGCAGGCUAGAGAGAGAGAGAGCAAGGCUAGAUCAUUGUCUUAUUUAUUUGGAAGCAGGGACGUGCUGUUUUGACCACGCAUGCAAGACCAGGGCACCAUUUCCCCACACAGGGCUGCAAAAGCACAGAGGCUUUCAAAGGGCUAUGGAGGCUUGCUGGGUAAACGGGGGGGGGGGGUGUUCUCUCUCUAGAUAUCUCAGAGCAUUUUACAAUAUAAUAAUUAAAACAAAGCAUAAGUAAAAUACAAAAGUACAGAUAAUAUGAAUAUAAAAAUAACUCUAUUUAAAAAUUUAGAUAACUCAUAAAAAGCAAAAAGUACGUUAAAAACAGAGCAGCAACAGUAAAAACCAUACAUUCAUUUCAAAGUGUGGGUGAAGAGCCCCUAUUGGAUGACUUGGUUAACAUCAUAGGAACAUAGGAAACUGCCCCAUACUGAGUCAGACCAUUGGUCUAUCUAGCUCAGUAUUGUCUUCACAGAAUGGCAGAGGCUUCUCCAAGGUUGCAGGCAGGAAUCUCUCUCAGCCCGAUCUUGGAGAAGCCAGGGAGGGAACUUGAAACCUUCUGCUCUUCCCAGAGUGGCUCCAUCCCCUGGGGGGAAUCUCUUCCAGUGCUCACACAUCAAGUCUCCCAUUCAUAUGUAACCAGGGCAGACCCUGCUUAGCUAAGGGGACAAGCCAUGCUUGCGACCACAAGACCAGCUCUCCUCUCCCUCACUUGACUCCCUUCUCUUCAGAGGAGCAAACAGUCGUCAUCAUUGAGCUGGUUGGCAUUAUUUUUUGUGAGGGAAGUAUCAUUUUGGCCAGGUGAGCCAAAGCCGCCUCACCCCACAGAACCCUGUCAGGCACUUCACACUUGGAAUGUUACAAUGUUCUGACCAAAAAGGGGUUAAUAAUAAGAACAGCCUUGCUGGAUCAAACCCAGGGUCUGUCUAGUCCACCACCCUGUUUCACACAGCGGCUCACCAGAUGCCUCUGGGAAGCCCACAGGCAAGAGCUGAGGGCAUGCCCCCUCUCUUGUUUCUGCUCCCCUGCAACUGGUAUUGAGAGACGUCCUGCCUUGAGGCUGGAGGUGGCCUAUAGCCCUCAGACUAAUAGUAGCCAUUGAUACACCUGUCAUCUAUGAAUUUGUCUCAGCCCCUUUUUAAGCCAUACAAGCUAGUUGGGGUUGUUCUGCUCCGAGCUCAAAACAGGUCCUUUAUUUAAAGGGUGUUUCAAGCUUGAAACACUCAAAAUGGCUCGUUUUGAAUCAGAGUGUUCUGCCGAUCCCUAAUCCAUGUGUGUGACUGAACAUGCAUCCACUUGACCAGUGACUAUGAAUACUGGCAUCUCAGAGGUCAGGUAUAGAGUGUUUUUCUGUGCUUUGACCAUAAUGUGCAGCCCUGUUUACAUGUUCUGUUCAGUGCAUGUACAAUCUGUGCAUGAUGGGUCUUCAUGCAUGUACAGCUGUUCACAUUAUGUCCAACCCACACACAGUGGUCCUCUUCCUAUCUUCCUAUCUGUCAUUUGAGGGGGCAUAAAAUGAACACAUGUACAGUCAUGCACACACAAACAUGUAGAUGUGUACAGGCAUCUGUAUGCACCUACGACAUAACGUCAGAAUAAGGAAUUUGAAUAACUGCAUGUGUGUAGAGAUCAACACUCCAGGUAUUAGAAAUAUGUGAAUAACCCUUGAGUCUGCCCUCAGCUCCCUACCAACACUCCACAUAGAAGACUCCUAACUCUGUAAACACAGAAUAUAUUGGGAGAGCAUGAUGUGUGUACACACGCACACACUUUAAGUUGAUGUAAGGGGAAUGGAUUUCACUUAACUGAAAGCGAUGUUGCGCAUUGUUGAACUGCAGAGUCUAAAGCGGCAGAUUCCUUUUCUUGGUACAGCUUUCAAGCCUUUUGUGGUCCACAGUGUUGCCUUUUUAUUGCACAAUUCAAUCCUAUGUAUCUUAACUCAGUAGGAAGGUCCUCCAAGCUCAGUGGAACUUGCUCUCAGUGGUGCAGCCAACGGCCAAUGCCUCUUUGAUCCAGCAUGGCCACAGUGCUUGCAUGGAGUUCCUUCCUCUGCCUGCAUUGUUUCCCAUUCAUUUCAGUGGAGAGUCUUGAUCUAUGUGUGCAAGAGAGUGUGUGUGGCUAGAUCGGGUCCCUACACUGGAAUGAAAGGGGUGUUGAAGUGCAUGCACCUUUCUGGGCUACUUCCAUUGUCUGUAGUCCAGUGAACUGGGUUGCAUAUGCACAUGUGAUCAGUUGCAACUUGGCGCAAAAUGAAAAGCAAAUCCCAGUGAAAUCCGUUGGACCUUCUCUGAUUAUGUGCUAAUGCUACUGGUGUUGGAAGUACAAUAGGCCAUACUUAAUUUUUCAACUGUGUUGGUUGCACAUAUGAAUAGAAUUCAGUCAUACUUAUGGGAUGCAAAGGAGUAUUCCUGUUUACAAAAACUGAUUGCAUCAAAAGUAUUUGAGGCCUUGACAGGAAGGCAGCUUACAUUAUAUACAUGGCCUGUAACUUAGGAACAUAGGAAGAUGCCGUAUACUGAGUCAGCCCAUAGGUCCAUCUAGCUCAGAAUUGUCUGCACAGACUGGCAGUGGCUUCCCCCAGGUUGCAGGCAGGAGUUUCUCUCAGCCCUAUCUUGGAGAAGCCAGAGAGGGAACCUGGAACCUAGAUGCUCUUCCCAGAGCGGCUCCAUCCCCUGAGGGGAAUAUCUUCCAGUGCUUGUACAUCUCCAUUCAUAUGCAACCAGGGUGGACUCUGCUUAGCUAGGGGGGCAAGUCUUUUUCCUUUUCAGAAAAAUGUUGCUCCCUAUGCUUAGAGGGAACAUGUGAAACAAAGGUGCCAAUUUAGUACUGACUACUAAACAGAGUAGAGUUGCUCUAUAUGAACCAUGUAGUAGCUUCAUAAAUCUGUAUUUUUUACUGAAAGCAAUUCUCUCUCAUAACAGCACUUGCAAGAUUCCAUUUCACCUUAAUUGUGCUACAAGCACUAUCAGUACCUUACUUAAACUUUAAAUGUAUUGUGAUUAUUUUUUAACUUUGCAUAUUAUUUGCCACAUGCUACUAGCAAUUCUGUAAAUAGGGUGUGAUUCUGAUAGUCCUGGAACAAAUGUAUUUAGAUAUGACGUUUUGAGUGUUUGCCAGUUUUGUCUGGGACGGGCCUGGCAGGCCACCACCCUCGCGUGUCACUCACAGUGGCCUGACCUCUUCCCCACAUAAGGCAUCGGCCCCAUCAUUCAGCUGUGCUGCACAGAAGUGCAUAUUUUCAGUCAGUCUGGAAAAAUGGUACCCGUGUCAAAAGUGAAGGACUUUGGGCAAGGACCUCUGCUUGGCCGUUGCAGGGAUCCUCUAACUUGGGCCUCCAGCUCUGGCCAUCGUGGCUGGGGAUGAUGGGAAUUCUAGUCCAACAGCAUCUGGAGAACCAGGUUUGAAAACCACUGCAGCAACAGCAAAGGUUGACCACCAGAGUACUAGGUACAAUUAAGUUUACAGGUGGCAGAGUUUCUCUGAGGCUCUAGAGUUGGAUCUUGACUCGUCCUUCUUUAAAAGACAGCUUCCUCUUGACUUCAGCUGGAUGAGCUAUUACAUACAUACUUGCUCAUAAAAGUGUAUAUUCACAGUGCUCCUUCCCCAAUAUAGUGGGGAUAAAAAAAGCACAAUGUUGGUAGCAGAAAGUACAUCCAAACAGCCCCAUCUCUAUCCAGGUGAGGCAUCCUGCUGUCCUCAGGGAAGAGAAGACUGAGUUUACGUUGUAGAAAGGCUACCGGCAUGCCCACUACUUCAAUCAGGUGCAAACUGCCAUUUCUUGAAGCAAGCUAAUUCUGUCUGAGCUGGUGGGCUAACUUGAGCUAUAUGCAGCUCGGUUGUCAUUUUGCCUGUGGGCACAACUUUUAGCCUGUUGUACUAUGGUGUGUGUUGUAAUGACACAGUGGGGAAAUGACUUGAUUAGCAAGCCAGAGGUUGCUGGUUUGAAUCCCCACUGGUAUGUUUCCCAGACUUUGGGAAACAUCUGUAUUGGGCGGCAGUGAAAUGGGAAGAUGCUGAAAGGCAUCAUAUGUGGCGCGGGAGGAGGCAAUGGGAAACCUCUUCUGUAUUCUACCAAAGACAACCACACACCGACUCAACGGCACACUCUACCUUUUGAUUGGAAAAAGCACAGAUCAUGAAAUAAUCUCUCUGCUCCAUAACUAAUCUGAUACCCUGUCUCUCACAUGUGGUGUAGGGGCUGGCAACAACCUUGUGAUAAGUUAGGCUGAGGGUUCAAAGUCACCAGCAGACUUGACUGCUGAGUGGGGAUUGGCACCCAUUUUUCUUUGGCUAAAAUGCAGCAUUCUUCACUAUAUCGCAGUGGCUGACUGUCCAGUGAUCGCAGGCAUUGCCCAGUAACUGGACCGGGCUCUCUCAAAACAAUGGCAUGUCUCUCAACAAGGGAAGGUUUGCUCCAUUUCUAGAACGGUGAAGGCUUCAGCCUUCAGUGGCAUGACUUCUGCAGUUGCUUUUUAGAAGUUGCCCUGGAGAACUGCCAGCUUGCUCUUUACAGUCCUGAAUUCAGAAAGCAAUUCGGUGAAUAGAUGUGUGUGUCCUCUUCAGUUGGAAUACAGGAUAGCAGAAAUGCAAAAAGGAGUGUGUCUAUAUGAGGAGAGGGAGGCCUCUGUCUUAUUCGGUUAAAGACCAUGAAAAUAGUUUUCCCCAAAACAUUAGCUUAAAACACAAUCCCUUUAAAUCUAAAGGAAUUUUUUUUGCAAGCGGAUGCCUUUAGGAAGAAGCAAAGAAAGCAAACCUGUGACAGUUGUGGAUCUAGGCUACUUUGAGAUGGUAGAAUCCAUCUGUUAAAAAUCAGGAAAUCAGUCAUGAAGUACAGCCUCACAAUUUUGAGUUUCAUGGGUAUGAUGAAUUUAUGCAGUUCUUUUAUUUUUAGCCUAUAUUCCAGUAGGCUUAUGAGAUCACCCAGCAUUCUGUGCGUCUCCCCUGCUAUCAACUUUGCAGCGCCUGGACCAAUAUGAACCAAAUCAGGUGCAGUUGUAGGGACACAUCGGGACACCUCAUUGGUGUAGUUUGUGAUGUCAUCCGCCUCCAAAUUUGCAGCUAUAGGGACACCUCAGUGGUGUAAUUUGUGGUGAUGUCAUCCACCCCCAUCCAAGACGGCAGACACAUAAACUUUUGAGGCAUAAAUGGGCUAACUUGUGAACCACCUAACCGAUCUGAACCAAAUGUGCUACAGCUGUAGGGACACAGGGAUGCCCAAAUGGCAUGGUGUAAGAUGAUGUCAUCCACUCCAAUUCAAGAUGGUGCCCACAUCUGAGGCACAAGCAAGCUAAUUUGUGGACUGUCUAACCAAUUUAAACCAAAUUAGGUACAAUUGCAGUGAGUGACACAUAGGAACACCUUAAUGGCAUAGUUUGUGAUGAUGUCAUCCACCCCGGUCUAAGAUGCCGGACGUGUAAGCUGUUGAGGCACUAACAAGGGCUAACUUGUGAACCGCCUAACCAAUUUGAACCAAAUUUGCUACAGAUGUAGGUACACAUAGGGAUGCCAUAUUGGCAUAGUGUGAUGAUGAUGUCAUUCACUCCAAUUCAAGAUGGUGGCCACAUGAACAUCUGAGGUACAAACAGGCUAAUUUGUGGACUGGCCAACCUAUUUGAACCAGAUUGGGCACAGUUGCAGUGAGUGACACACACAGACACCUCAGUGGCAUAGCUUGUGCUGAUGUCAUCCAUGCUGAUUCAAAACAGCGGAUACAUAAACCUUUUGAGGUGCAAGUGGGCUAACUUGUGAACCGCUUAACCGAUUUGAACCAAAUUUGCUGCGUCUGUAGGGACACCUCAAUGGUGUAGUUUGUGACGAUGUCAUCCAUCUCAAUUCAAGAUAGUGGAUACGUAAAUGUUUGAAGUGCAAGUGCACUAACUUGUGGACAGUCUAACCAAUUUGAACCAGAUUUGCUGCAGCUGUAGGGAUACCUCAGUGGUGUAGUUUGUGAUGAUGUCACCCACCCUGAUCCAAGAUGGCAGAUACAUAUACUUUUGAGGCAUGUGCACUAACUUGAGGACUGUCUAACCAAUUUGAAUCAAAUUUGGAAGAGCUGUAGUGAAUGACACAGACACCUCAGUGGUGCAGUUUGUAAUGAUGACAUCCACCCCGGUCCAAGACAGCAGACACAUGAACAUUUGAGGUGCAAGAGAUCUAACUUGUUUUGUCCAGAUGUAGAGACAGUGAAAGGAAGUAGGCUGAUUAGUUCUUACUAGAACAACUUCUUUACAUUUAUAUCCCACUCUUCCUCCAAGGAGCCCAGAGCAGUGUACAUGGUUAUUUUUAUCUUCACAACAACCCUGUGAGGUGGGUUAGGCUGAGAGUCAAGUGACUGGCCCAGAGUCACCCAGUGAGUUCCAUGGCUGAAUAGGGAUUUGAACUCACGUCUCCCCAGGCCUAGUCCAGCACCCUAACCACUACCUUACACUGGCCCCAGUUAACUAAAUGUCUCAACAUGGGAGUAGGCAGGAAAUGUUGUAAAUUACUUUGUAUGUUUCAGUAAAGGGGCACUAGAAUAAAUGGCCUUCACUGUGACAUUCCUCUGUGACUAGAAGUCCUAGAGGAAUGCCAUUCUAAAAUGGUGGGUAAGGGGCUUGAGCGUCCUGCUCCCCCCCCCCGUCACAGAUAAUUGCAGUGACAUUCACUCCACAACACACGAGGCGGCUUUGUCUCAUCAUGUGUGCCUUUGCUCUUGGAACAAUAAAAGUCUGAUGACAAGGAUUAUUAAAAUACCAUGUUAAGAAAGUGGCUCUCAACCUGCAGGGUGAAGUCCUGUGGGCCCGACCCAGGAAGGUAUGGAGCACCUGGAAAGGGAUGUGUGGGCAAAUUCCAGUGAUGGAUCAUAGGAUCCUGAAGUCUGUGGGGCUUUCCUUCCCUCCUUAGCCAAAAGAGGUGGAAUGGAAUGCCCUGGAGAAGAGGCUUUAGGAGAGAACAGAGAGGAAUUGUUUUAGUCCCAUUUCUAAAGUGAAUGUUCGAUUAGUGACCCCAGAUUUUUGCACAAAACAGUGCACACAUCAGGAUCUUUGCAUGCUCUGUUGUAAAAAAGGGGUCCCUAAGAAGAUGUGGGGGAGAGUACAAUAAAUCUGGGAAACACUGUUUAAAGGACUUUAGUGUAAUAGUAUUGUACAGUGAGUCAAGGAUUUUUUUAAAAAGGAAAUAUUAAUUAAUAUUUUAAAAAUAUUUUUAUAGCCCUUUCUGGGUAUAUUAUGUCUUGUCUGUUUUUGGGGUUUUUUUUGGCCCCAUUUGUGGAUUGGGCGGUCUGUAUAAAAAUAAAUUUUAUACCAGUU